Messenger RNA from Acromyrmex echinatior (Panamanian leafcutter ant), 3922 nucleotides. RefSeq names its product ATP-binding cassette sub-family G member 8. Gene Ontology annotation, biological process: transmembrane transport. The record is from RefSeq and is a predicted model, not a curated record. Gene Ontology annotation, molecular function: ATP binding; ABC-type transporter activity; ATP hydrolysis activity. Lineage: Eukaryota; Metazoa; Arthropoda; Insecta; Hymenoptera; Formicidae. Gene Ontology annotation, cellular component: plasma membrane.
UCACGCCAUUGCGAACUUGUCGGAGGGGUACCAGUGAGGCCCCGGAGAGGGAAACUCGUGGGGGCCUCAGUGGGCUCCUCCGUGAGCGGUGGCGGCCAGCGUUCGAACAGGACUCUGGCGAGUCGCGCGAUACUUGGCGCUUCGCUUCGAUCGCGAGCCAAGGAAGAUAUCUCGGAUAAGAAUCGACAACGACGUCGACGACGACGGGAUCGGGGUUGCGUCGCGGUAACGACGCGUCACCUAAGAGAAAAAGAUUUUUUUUUUUCAUCCCUGAAAGUGACGACUCUUCCACACGCAAGGGAAGUACAUCCCUUUUCUCUGUCACGCGAAGUGCGAGAAGUCCGAUCGGCCGGCGAUCGGCGGAGGAGGACGACGAACCGGAAUGGAGAGAAGGCAGCAGCGUCGUUGUCGUGAUUCUACCAGCUUCCAAGGUUGAAGGCCCAGCGCGAAUACACAGCCGCCACCAGAAAAUAUGGGCUCGGAGGCCUGGGAGCUGGAGAGGAGAUACUCGGUGCCGGGAGCUUUGGACACCAGGGGGUUGGAACCGCCGGCCAGCGAGGAUCUACACGCAUGGUCGAUUUACAGGCAAAACCUGAACUCCGACUUCACGGACUCCGCGCUCGGCUCCGCCGAGAAGUCGCCUCUUCCGUACGGGAACUUUCAGUUGCGCGACUCCACGGUGCAGAGCAUACUGCGGCAUCCGCGAUAUGGUCCCAAGAGUCCGUUGGCCAAUAACUCUUACACGUAUUUGAAGUUCGGUUUGCCACGCGUCUUGCCGCCCAGCUCGCGGAAUCGCGACGGUUCCAGCGGUUACGACUCCAGCGAGGAAGGACGACGUGUGUCGCACGCAGGUGCUCCGGUGCAUACAACCUCAAUCAUGCGUUCAGCAAGAAGCGAUCCGGAUUUCAGGCAUGUUCACGCUGUCCCGAGGGAGCCAGCGCAUUCACAAUUAACUGUCGCGAGAGACCAUCCGAGGUUGAGGAGUGCCAGCGAGGCUAAUCUCUUGCAAAGUGCCGUCAGGACCAAUCGGCGACACAGCAUCGCGCCGAUCGAUCCCGGUUACAUAGCGCAUGGACAUGGUAUCCUUGGACCGGAAGGUUACGCGCUGCCAUUGAGACCCAUGCCAUGUCUGCAGCAUCCUCACCUACAGCUGCGAGGUGUGGAGGCUUCAGGUUCGGAUGGAUUGCCACUUCUUCGUGGUAUUACCCUCGAGGCUGGCGCCGCCGAGGUACUGGCUAUUAUGGCGACUACCGAGAAGGAAGGCACGCAGAUCGUUGAGACGAUUGCGGGUAGGAGGCGGAUAAAAAGGGGCGAUAUUUUGCUCAAUGGAAGAUCUGUAUCAGCACGCAGCCUAAGAUCUCGCGUCGCCUAUCUACCCACGGAGAAUGGCCUUAGCCCCGGACUGACUGCUCAGCAGACUCUCAGCUUUUACAUGUUACUGAGAGGUGGCCGUAAUACCACCACACUCGAGGCUGAGGCUAUUCUGCAGGAGCUCGGCUUGGAGGCGACCAAACACUGCCUGGUGAAUACCUUGACGACCUCCGAGGCUCGACGAUUAGCCCUCGCUUGCCGAUUGCUUCAGGACUCGCACAUCCUCGCUCUAGACAAACCCACGCACGGUCUGGACAUCUUCGAUGCCUUCUUCCUGGUCGAGUACCUGAGACAGUGGGCCAGCCGCGGUCAACGUCUCGUCGUCUUGACCCUACACCCACCCACUUACGAGAUCUUGACGAUGGUAUCGAGAGUCGCGCUCACGUCCGGCGGACGAGUCAUGUAUUCCGGACUUAGAAGAGACAUGCUGCCAUAUUUCGCCCUCGCCGAGUUUCCCUGUCCGCCAUUCAAGAAUCCGUCCGAUUACUAUCUUGAUUUAGUAACGCUGGACGAUCUAUCGGCGGAAGCGAUGUUGGAGUCCUCGCAGAGGAUAGAUCAUCUGGCGGAGCUAGCUAGAACGAGGCUACCUCCUAUCAGCGAUCCUGGUCCACCUGGUGCACUUCCUCCUUCGAUGCCCGGACCCAAUAUAUUUAUACAACUGUACGCGCUAUUGUUACGAACGCUCGUCUACAGUCAACCGUGGACGUUAACAAGACUGCUGCGGAAAAUCGUCAUUUCCGCGUCGCUCAGUGUUUUACUCGGUGCAAUAUUUUGGGAUAUCGCUAGCGAAUCAAAUCUAUAUUUGCGAGAUAGAAUAGGCUAUCAUUACGCUAGUUUGGGUAUCUUUUUCUGGCCGCUGUGCCUCCUGGCGAUGUGCGACGUGGCUAAUAGCAGACCGAGUGUGGAGAGGGACAUCAGAGACGGGCUCUAUGGUCGAUUCAUGUAUAUUCUCCUAGAGCUCAUCUGCAGCGUGCCGUCUUGGUGUGUGGUCUACCUGAUAUAUCUAGCGCCAGCAUUUGCGAUGUCGGGAUUGCAUCUUGUGCCUGACGAGAACCUAAUGUCAAUGUGGAAUUACCUCGCCAUCGGUUUAUUGUAUUUGAUAAUGCAGCACCUCAUCUGUACGUUCUUCGCACACGUGUGCAAGUGGAUCUAUCUGGCGGCGUUGUUUGCCGGAAUAGUGCUGGGCGAGAUGACCUUGGCCGGCGGGGUGACUCUGCACCUGGACAAUCUGCCGUCGUGGUAUCAGCAGAUCAGCCCAAUGCAGUGGUCCAUGUCACUGCUGUUGCCGCGUCUACACAAGAGCGAAAGUGUGGGAAAGCUGGCCAAUUGCAAGCCCAAGCAGAUCCAACGGCAGGACAUUAUCAUCCAGGCAGCGUGCGAGCCACCUGACGGUGCGUUGGCUCUUCGUGAGAUCGCCCUCGAUAAGUUAAACGUGCGAGGGGAAUUUUGGCUGGGCAUCGGAGUGACUAUCGUCGCUGUGCUCAUCAUUUUCGGAUUCUUGUUUGUCAAGUAUGCCACUCCGAAGAGGCCCAGAAGUGCCCCCAACAAACCCUGAUUGCACGUUGAAGAGACUUUAUCGCGAAGUAGAAUUCAAACUGUACAAUCUGAGUGCCACGAAGUUGAUUUAGGUAUUCGUGAGCUUUCAGUCUUCAGAGCGAGUCAUGACAGUAAAGCUCCUCGUUGAUAUCAUGCUUCAUUGUAGAUUAACCCUUUGCGGUCCGCCGACGGCACAAUGCCAUCACGCAAUAGCCAUGGCACAAAAAACUUGAGCAGUAAAAUAUAAGCAGUAAGCAAAUUGGCCAAUGACAGUAGAUACGUAUAUCAUAAGACAAUAGCAUAAGCAAUAAUAAAUCAAACAUGUUGAUUUCCUUACUACUUACGUUUAAUUUACUGUGUAAAUUUUUUGGUGUGCCAUGGCUCUAAAAAUAUCAGUUUUAUUGUCAAAUACAUAUAAUUAUUAUAUUGCACGCAGUUGUCAUAAAAAUUAAUAACAAAAGUACUUUAAUAAAUGCUUUUAUGUCGCAAAUGUUUACGUGAUUCAGUUCACAUUAUAAUCGGGCUUAUAAUUAAUUUAUUUCAGCCGAUAGUCAAAUGAUGCGAUAAUGUAAUAAACACACGGAUCGCAAAGUGUUAAAAAUCACACAUACCUGCCAGGUAUGAACUCGUUAAACAUUUUCAUUGUUGACAUUCUGUCUUCGCGGAUAUCAUCUACAGGUUUCCUAUUUUAAAUUUUAGCGACUAGAUCUUCGAGCUUGAUUUUGACGAAAAGCAAGCUUGACUUUGACCGAAUCUACUUUGCUAAUUCGCAUUGCGCUCGUAAAAUUUCGUCAAUGUCUACUUCAUUGCGAUUCUUUAAAGGAAUAAACUUUAGAGACUCGCAGAGUAGACAGAAAAGCGAUAUGGAGUACAAAGCAUAACGAGAUAUUACUUUAUACUCCGAAAUAGAAAUUCGCUGUUUAUAGACAAUAGAUAAACGCGCUUAAUACUUCGUAUAUUGUCCUAAUUGACUUUUUGUUGUAAUCCUAUGAAAUAAACAUUUUCACAAAACGAA